Harmonia axyridis is the source of this 1911-nucleotide messenger RNA. Its product is annotated as fatty-acid amide hydrolase 2-like. The transcript is spliced from 10 exons. The record is from RefSeq and is a predicted model, not a curated record. The coding region runs from base 261 to 1817 and encodes 518 amino acids. NCBI's taxonomy places the organism in Eukaryota, Metazoa, Arthropoda, Insecta, Coleoptera, Coccinellidae.
ACAAUGAAUAGUGAUAUGCAAUAAAACUUCAUCUCAUUGUUUUGAAUCUUUAAAUCUAAAAUGAACAAUCAGUUAUCAAUUAUAAUCUAAUGAUGUACUUGUCAUUUUUCUGAAUACCUUCAGUUUAUUGAGUGACUUUCGUUGAUUAGAACGUUGACGGCGCUUUCACGCCAUUUGAUAGCUAGUCUCCAAUUGAAACUUUGAAGAUAGUUCCAUUCAUAGCUUCCAAGUUUCAUUCGGAAUAUUGAUUGGUACGAGUGAUGGGUGUCGUACUGAAAUUAAUACUUGUGUUGGGGAGAACUAUUAAUUUUUUCCUGAAAUUCUGGUGGAUGAUAUUCUCUAAAGCUGAAAGAAAAAGUGUACCACCUUCUAAGGAUGACCUGUUGUUGAUGAGUGCAACGAAACUAGCUGAAUUGAUCAGAAAGAAAAAAGUGUCCAGUGAGGAUGUUGUUCGUGCUUAUAUCAACAGAAUAAAAGAAGUUAACCCUCUUAUAAAUGCUGUGGUACAAGAUAGAUUCGAAGAUGCCCUGAAAGAUGCAAAGGGAAUUACAGAUUACUUGAGAACGACAUCAUUAACUGAAGAAGAAUUGCAAAAGAUCAAACCAUUGUUGGGUGUUCCAGUUACAAUCAAAGAGAGUUGCAUGCUGUCAGGAAUGAGCUUGGCUGUUGGUGUGGUUUCAAGAAGAGGAAUAAAAGCAGAAAACGAUGGAGAGGCCGUAGCUAGGCUGAAGAUGGCUGGUGCGAUUCCAUUACUGGUGUCCAAUACUCCAGAACUCACAACUGGGUUUUAUUGUUUCAACAAUAUCACAGGAAAAACAUGUAAUCCAUAUGAUUUAUCAAGAAAUUCUGGAGGUUCAUCGGGUGGGGAGGGAGCUUUGAUAGGCUCUGGUUCCUCGCUUGUUGGAAUUGGAUCUGAUUUAGCUGGAUCCAUAAGAUUCCCAGCUUUCUGUUGUGGCAUAUUUGGACAUAAACCAUCGCCAAGAGUCAUUCCUAUUCGAGGUCAUUUUCCAUCUCCAUCUGAUAAAAAGUUACAUGAUUAUUUGUCCAUAGGACCUCUCACUCGAUAUGCCGAAGAUCUCAAACUAACCAUGACUGUGUUAUGCGGUAAACAAUCUAUUGAGUUGAGACUUAAUGAUAAGGUAGAUCUCAGUAAACUACGAGUUUAUUAUAUGCAAGAAGCACCAGUGUCUAUAAUAAGCCCUCCUGUUCAAGAUGAAAUUAAAAACUCUAUACUCGAAAGCGUGAAUUAUUUAGAGAAAACUUCAGGAUCGAAAGUUAUUCAUAAAUGUGCUUUCGAAGAGGACUUCCGUGAGAUUUUCGAUAUUUCUUCAUCUCUCAUGACCAACAUGGAUUUACAAGGUUAUCCUGAUCUAUUGAAAGGGCAAUCUCACAAUUAUUAUUUGGAAUUCCUGAAAGCUCUUUUUGGUCAGUCUGAAGUAACCUCUCAAUAUAUAAAUUUCCGUCUACAAAUGGGUUUGAAAAAUAUAAUAUCUGAUAAGAAGCACUUUGAAAUGAACGACGAAAUAAAAAGAAAAAUUGCGUUGGAACUGCGAGAUGACGGUGUUCUACUAUAUCCAACAUUCCAUAAAAUUGCUCCAAAACAUGAAGCUGUUAUGUUUGAAUUAUUGGGAUCUGUGUAUAUGAUGCCUUUUAAUACACUUGGGCUACCAGCUACUAAUGUACCAUGCGGACUGACGUCUGAAGGACUACCUAUCGGUUUACAGGUAAUAGCAGCACCUAAUCAAGAUAGAUUGUGUUUAGCUGUAGCUGAAGAAUUGGAGAAAUGUUUCGGCGGAUGGAUACCUCAAAAGAACUGAAAAGAUGCUAAUUUAUUGUCAAUUUAUUAAUAUUGUAAUUAAUGAGAAAAAAAAUUAUUCUAGGAUAAUUAUGAAAUUAUAUAUAUUUUAAGUA